Messenger RNA from Empidonax traillii (willow flycatcher), 1280 nucleotides. It is a transcript of the gene CD80, whose product is annotated as CD80 molecule. The transcript is spliced from 5 exons. NCBI's taxonomy places the organism in Eukaryota, Metazoa, Chordata, Aves, Passeriformes, Tyrannidae. Gene Ontology annotation, cellular component: external side of plasma membrane. The record is from RefSeq and is a predicted model, not a curated record. The coding region runs from base 62 to 955 and encodes 297 amino acids. Gene Ontology annotation, biological process: immune response; T cell costimulation; cell surface receptor signaling pathway.
GCUGGAAACAGCUCGGUGGGUGCAGACAGAGCCGAAAGAGGUGAGCUCUGGGUGGGAGGUCAUGGCACAAGGCCAUACCACUGUCUCACUGAUUUUUGUUUGGCCCUCGCCUGCAGGCCAAGCGCGGGAGAGAAGAGUAGUCAAAAGCAAGGUGGGGGAAAUGGUCAGCCUGCCUUGUUGCCGUCAAAUUCCCCGCUCAGAAAGCCUCCAGAAUUACCGGGCCUACUGGCAGAAGAACGUGACGGACGUGGUGCUGGCCUACUCCGACGGGGAGAGGAUCAGGAUUCAUGAGCGGUACAGGAACCGCACAGAGAUGGACCCCUGGGACCUCAUCCUGUGGAUCUCCCCCGUGGAAAUCCUGGACAAUGGCACUUACCAGUGCGUCGUUCAGCACAACUCAGUUGUUGCGUGUGAUGAGCGUGUCACCCUCCUUGUUACAGCCGACUUCAGUGAGCCGAGCAUAACAACAGAAGUGUCCGCGAGUUCUUGCGAAUCGACUGAGGUGGUGAUAGUGUGCUCUUCUCACGGAGGUUUCCCCAAACCCAAAAUCUCUGGAGCCCUCAACGAUGUGUCUGUGGAGUGGAAUGCCAGCUGGGUGUCCGAGUCCAGCCUCAGCCUGUACAACAUCACUGGCACGCUGGUGCUCAACGUGACCAGCGAUGUCAACAUAACCUGCUCCGUUGAACAUGACGGCUUGGCCAAGUCCAGCAGUUUGCUUCUGAAGAAAACAAAUGACUGUGUUGUUCCUCCUGUGCCUCCAUCUUAUCAUGUCCUUAUUGCUUCAAGUAUCGUUGUUAUCAUCUUCAUUUUGGCAAUCAUCCUAGCAGCAAGAUACCUCCCAAGGCGUGUUUGUCCUCACUGUUGUAGGCCCCAGGACCCAGUGGAAGAGGGUAUGAAGGAAGGUACGAAGCCACCUGCGAGCUCUAAAGUGACAUCUGAAACAUCAUCUGUAUGACCAGAUUGCAUUUGCAGGUUUCUUAUCCUGCGCAUUCCGCACUGCAAGACUCCCCUGUUCGUUGUGCAGCAAUGCUUAUGGCGUUGACCCUCUGGCUCUCUGCAAGGGGAUUGGCAGCAGCAGAAAACUCUGCUCAAGACGACUGACAGAAUAAUCUCUCGUGAAUGAAGACAAACAGCAGCUGUGGGGUGGUCUCGUUACAACGGGGUCACUGGAACCCCCUCCUGGGAGGCCCCUCUGUGCUCCCGCAACAGGGCAGAAGAAGAACAUCGUCACCUUCGAGGCUUUGGGAACCUGUGGCUUUGACACUGCUUCUGUGGGAACC